Lutra lutra (Eurasian river otter) is the source of this 2468-nucleotide messenger RNA. RefSeq names its product G protein-coupled receptor 33 (gene GPR33). Gene Ontology annotation, cellular component: plasma membrane. The record is from RefSeq and is a predicted model, not a curated record. Gene Ontology annotation, molecular function: G protein-coupled receptor activity; complement receptor activity. The coding region runs from base 132 to 1151 and encodes 339 amino acids. Gene Ontology annotation, biological process: inflammatory response; phospholipase C-activating G protein-coupled receptor signaling pathway; positive regulation of cytosolic calcium ion concentration. Lineage: Eukaryota; Metazoa; Chordata; Mammalia; Carnivora; Mustelidae. The transcript has 2 exons.
AGAAAGGCAGACGAAAUGAAGUCAAAGUGUCACUGAUUUUUGUUUCUGUCCCUGGAGAGAAGACUACUGUCCUAGAGUCACUCUGGCCCACAUAAGACCACCUGACAUGCAGAUAUAACUCCAAGGUAAUUAUGGAUCUGGUCAACUUGACUGAUUUGCUCAGUGUCUCUACUUUAGUAAGAAACAGCACUCACUUUCCAGUUCCUGCCUCGAAUGUGAUCAUUGCCUUUCUGCUGUGCACGUCAGUUAUAAUUGGUACCAUCACCAAUGGUCUCUACCUGUGGGUGCUAAAAUUCAAGAUGAAAAAGACUGUCAAUACGCUCUUAUUUUUUCAUCUCAUUCUCUCCUAUUUUAUUUCAACAUUGAUUCUACCAUUUAUAGCCACCACCUACCUUCAGGACAAUCACUGGAGCUUUGGAACUGCCAUGUGCAAGGUCUUCAAUGCCACUUUGUCGGCAGGGAUGUUGGCCUCUAUUUUCUUCCUCUCAGCCAUCAGCAUUGACCGUUACCUUCUCACUCUUCACCCAGUGUGGUCACAGCUUCACCGAACCCCACGCUGGGCUACCGGCAUCGUCCUGGGAAUCUGGCUGUCCGCCACUGCCCUCGCCAUGCCCUAUUUGGUUUUCAGAGAGACAAAGUAUGACCAUAAAGGAAGAGUGACCUGCCAAAAUAACUACGCUGCAUCUCCUAACUGGGAAAGCAAUAAGAUGCAGACAUUAGGGAAAAGGAUUCAUGUAGCCUGUUUCAUCAGCCGCUUCUUGCUGGGCUUCCUUCUGCCUUUCUUUAUCAUCACGGUUUGUUACAAAAGAGUAGCCAACAAGAUGAAAGAGAGGAGCCUGUUUAAAUCUAAUAAGCCGUUCAAAGUCAUGGUGACUGCCAUUCUCUCUUUCUUUGUGUGCUGGAUGCCCUACCAUGUACACCAGGGCUUACUUCUCACUGAGCAUCAAUCAGUACUUUUACAGGUGACUCAGCUACUUACAGUGAUAACCAUUUCUUUCAAUGCUCUCUUUUCUCCUACACUCUAUCUAUUUACUGGGGAGAACUUCAAAAAUGUUUUCAAGAAGUCCCUUCUUGCUCUGUUUGAGUCAACAUUCAGUGAGGAAUUUUUGGCAGAAAGGACACAAAACCUAAAUUCAGAAGCCUACGUUUAAAUUUUGGAUCCCAGAGGAAACAAUGGACCCGUAAUCAAUUACACCAUCAGAGAUAUACCCUCUGUUUUUAUAGAAUAUAAUCCCUGUAUUAGAGAGACAUCUAGGCUGUACCAUGGCUAGAUCCAUGACUAUGAAAAGGGCUGUAAGAAAGCAAGCAAUGGGUAAUGUUGCAAAUAUAAUUAUUCUUACUCUGUUUUUAUUGUGGUAAAAUAUAUAUAACAUAAAAUUUGCCAUUUUCACCAUUGUAAAAUGUACAUUUCAGUGGCAUUAACUACAUUCACAGUGUUUUGCAGGCACUAUCAUUUCUAAAACUUUUUAUUACCCUAAAGAGAUUAGUUCAUUGCAGCGAUUAACUAAUAACUCCUCAUAUCUCCCUCCCCACAACCCCUCAUAACUUCCAAUCUACUUUCAGUCUCUGAAUUUGCUAUUCUAGAUAUUCCAUGUAAGUGGAUGCAUACAUUUCUUAUUUUAUGUCUGGCCUACUUCACUUAACAUGAUGUUUUCAAGGUUCAGCCAUGUUGUAACCCAUACCAGAACUUUAUUCUUUAGGGUUAAAUAAUAGUCCAUUGUAUGUUUAUUCCACAGUGUGUUUUGUUUGUCCAUUCUUCUGUUAAGGGAUAUUUGGGUUGUUUCUACCUUCCGCUAUUGUGAAUAAUGCUACUGUGAACCCUGAUACACAAGCAUGUGUUUGAGUCCUUGUUUUCAAUUAUUUUGAAUUAUUUUGAAUUACUGAGUCAUAUGGCAAUUUUAUGUCUGAAUUUUUGAGGAACCAGCCACACUUUUCCACAGCAGUUGUACUAUGUUACAUUCCCAUCAGCAUGUUCAAUUUCCACUUUCCCCACACCCUUACCCACACUCAUUAUUUUCCUUUUUUUUUUUCAAUUAUAGCCAUCCCAGUUGGUGUGAAAUGGUGCAAAUGUGAUUCUCAACCUCUGACUUUUGAGGCUACAGGAAUAUCAAUUUCUAAAUAGCAAUAGUGUCUACUGAUCUGACUUUUCUGUCACAAAAUCUUCUAGCAAAUAGACAUUUGGACCAAGAUCCCUUUUUAUUUACAUAGCACCUAAAUGAUUUAAUUGCUUUGGACAAAAUUUAACAUGGGGAUGACAAAACACUGAUUUUUUCCUAUCUAUGUUAAAGUACAAAGAAUUUAUACUAUAAUGUUUUUAAUGUAAAGAUAUCUUAAAUGUCUCUCUUGAAAACCUAUAGAUUGAACUGUCUCAGAAAUAUGUGACUAAGAUAAUUACAAAUGUUCAAAAAUCUACCUGGGUUCACAGAUCUGUACCUCUGAAACAAAUAAUACAUUAUAUGUUAAUUUAA